AUUAUAGCUCAAUCAAAUUAAAAAUUAAAAUUAUAAAGUUUAUACAAAAUAAAAAAUAUUGUAAACAUUACAUUACACAGCCCAAACAAGUUAUAAUCUCAAAUGCAAAUAUUAUCGGUUUCGGGCCCAUUGAGGCCCAUGAGAAUGUCUUUGAUAAAACACAGUCCUCCUCCUGUAUCUUAUCCUUUCUAGUUUCAACUCCUCCAUUCUCUGUAGAGAAUCACACUGCCUGUAAUGGCGAUUCCAAUGGCAAUGGCCACACCUACAGACUCCGUCACUAGAGUUUGGAGCAUGUCUUCUCUCAGAUCAGCUCUCCCCACGUGCCGUUUGCCUUCCUCGAAUUCUCGCCGUGCAGUCACUCUUCGCCUCCCCGUCUCAACUCCUUCACCGCUCCUUCUCCCAUCUUUCUCGGGCCUCUCUCCGGUCAAUCCUCUCAUCUCAACCGGACUCCCAGAUUGGAAAAGCUUCGAGAGUGGAUUCAAAAUCAUCGACGGUGGUGGUCGCGUAUACGCCAUGAGACACGGGAGGAGAGUCCCGAAGCUGAACAGACCACCUGACCAGCGGAAAGCCCUUCUCCGUGGACUCACGACGCAGCUCUUGAAGCACGGGAGAAUCAAGACGACCCGAGCUAGAGCAAGUGCGAUGAGGAAGUUUGUGGAUAAGAUGAUUACUCUCGCUAAAGAUGGGUCUCUGCACAAGCGAAGGCAAGCUCUGGGGUACAUCUACGAGAAGCAGAUCGUUCACGCAUUGUUCGCUGAGGUUCCUGAUAGGUACGGGGAGAGGAAUGGAGGGUAUACGAGGAUCAUUAGAACUCUUCCAAGGAGAGGUGAUAAUGCUCCUAUGGCGUAUAUUGAGCUUGUUUAAGAGAGGUUGUUGUCCCUUUUCAUUAUUGCGUAAUUGCUUGACUUUUGGCUUUGUAAUCGACAGACUUCUUUGGUCAAUGUGGUUCCUUUCUCUUUCUA
Brassica napus (rape) is the source of this 962-nucleotide messenger RNA. RefSeq names its product 50S ribosomal protein L17, chloroplastic-like. The record is from RefSeq and is a predicted model, not a curated record. Lineage: Eukaryota; Viridiplantae; Streptophyta; Magnoliopsida; Brassicales; Brassicaceae. Gene Ontology annotation, cellular component: ribosome; cytosolic large ribosomal subunit. Gene Ontology annotation, biological process: translation. The transcript has 2 exons. Gene Ontology annotation, molecular function: structural constituent of ribosome. Bases 235 to 864 code for a protein of 209 amino acids.